AGCCUGAGCCAGGCAUGGAACAGCCUUGACCGGGCUUCCCGCGACGCGUCCGGACAAUGGGACGGGACAGGCCACCGGGGGCAGAUCAGAAGAAAUGGACAGUUAUAUUUUUUGGUGGGAUGCUAUUAGCAACCAAAUUUACAUUUGGAGCAAUGGAAAAGACCUGCAACUGCAGCACAGAUAUCAGUUUCCAGAAAUUUAGGACUAAAUUAGCUCCUGAGAUAUGUUGUUUGAAUUUCACGAGGACUACAAUCGAUACUUUGGAUUGGAGCAUCUUUUCUGGAACUGUAGGGUUGAAAGAGCUGUAUCUAUCAAACUGUGGUAUAUCACAUAUUAAGAAUGUAAGUGUUGAUUCUUUUAGCCUGGAAAUUCUGUACUUGGACCAUAACAAAUUAAAUUGGCUUCCUGAUAAUUUCCUGAGACAUGCACCUAGACUACGUGUUAUUCACUUGGAGAACAAUCAACUCCAGAAUUUAUCUGAGUCAUUUCUGGAAACAUCUAACCAAAUUCAGGAGAUCUACCUUGAUUUCAAUAACUUAUCUUCCCUUCCUUCUGGGAUUUUCAAACCUUCCCUCCUCACACUUGGUCUCUCUCACAACAGUUGGGAUUGCACUUGCAACUUUCUUGAACAUCUAGGAAAAUAUAUCCUUAGUUCAUUUGACAUUGUUUGUCACACCCCAGAACAUUACCAUGGCAUAAAUAUCAAAAACAUUUCCAAGGCAGAAUUGUGCCAGACUCAUAGACUCACAGCUCUGUUUAUUUGCUUACCUCUGGUUGCUGUUCUUGUCUUGGUCACCUGCUACUUCUGCAAGCGCAAAAAGAAGACAAAGAGAAAGACGGGCUAUGCUCUUCAUGAUAGAAAAGAAUGCCAGUUGGCUACAGUGGAGAACAAUGGAACCAAUAGAUCAGAUGAUCGUCAGUGCUCUAUUCCACCUAUUAUGCUUGCUCAUGGUGCUGCAGAGAGUGAAAACAACUUGUUGAGAAAUCAAAUUUUGCUUAAACCUUCAACUGCACUAUUAGAAAGCAGCAGAGAUCUUUCUGAGGAAGUGGAGAUUAAACUGGGGGUUUCUGAUGAUUCCUUGACAUGUAGAAAUCUCGACCAAGAAAAGUUGGGAACAACAAAACCAGUCAUGGAAGAGGAAGAGACUAUAGAUGAAGCAGAGACAUUGAGUGUAACAGAUGUUUUGAGAGAUUCAGCAGACCGUGAGAAGCUCUACAUGAACCAAUCAGUAGAUUAUUACAACCUUGUCCCCGGGAUUGAGUUGGAAGACUCAGACCACAUGGAGAAUGAGAAUGUUAAUCUUUGCUGAGGCUGCUUGUCGGAAGAAUAGGAUUUUAUUGUCCAUUAAAUUGAACUGUUGAUAUGGAGGAUCAAC
Protobothrops mucrosquamatus (brown spotted pit viper) is the source of this 1376-nucleotide messenger RNA. RefSeq lists its product as uncharacterized. Bases 57 to 1310 code for a protein of 417 amino acids. The transcript is spliced from 2 exons. The record is from RefSeq and is a predicted model, not a curated record. Gene Ontology annotation, molecular function: protein binding. Gene Ontology annotation, cellular component: plasma membrane. NCBI's taxonomy places the organism in Eukaryota, Metazoa, Chordata, Lepidosauria, Squamata, Viperidae.